ACCCACGGACGGACGAUACGUUCAAGUGUUUGAUAGGCCUGGGAGGUAGGGGACGGUUCAAAGGUUUUCCUAUCUUAUCUUGGAUUCAGCCUCCCAUCACUAAGACACAUCACUUUUGUUCAUAAGUUCGAUGGAUCGAAAGUCAGUUUGGGAUCGUCCAUUGUGUAGGGAGCUCCACCCGCAUCCGCUUUGCUCCGCUUGCAAACACUAUCCAGAGGAGUGGUGGAAUCAAUAAAAAUGGAGCUGAACGUAACCGCAGGCUAUCUGCAGCAAAAAUGGGAUCACUUUUUGGACGUUGUUGGAGAUGACCCAGAGCGAUUGUAUGUCUGGGGAAUGUCAUUCUACAUACAUGGUCUCUACUGGGUUUUAGGAUCAUUCUUUGUUUUUGUGGAUUUCUUUCAAUGGCCUUUAUUUUUGCGGAAAUAUAAAAAUCAACCCGGAGUCAAUGAACCCUUGAAAUGGUCCGAUCUUCGCAAGGUACACAUGCUAGGUUCAUUCUGGAAUAGUAAUUAUGUUAUAAUUAAAUUUAUAAUUUCUACUUUUAACUGCUAUUUUAAUUCCGCACAGAUUGUUAAGACGGUAUUGAUCAAUCAAUUUCUUAUCAGCGUGCCGAUUACGUUCUUCGGAUUUCGAGCGUUGCUAGCUGCUGGAGAAAUCAUUAGUGUUCGACAACUACCAACUUUUUUCGAAGUCAUACGUGAUCUCAUCAUCAGUGCCAUCGGCUGGGAGCUUGGGUUUUACUACAGUCAUCGAUUGCUGCAUUGGAAGUAUCUGUACAAACGAAUCCACAAGAAACAUCACGAAUUUACGGCGCCUGUUGCUUGGGCAGCCAUCUAUGCUCAUCCGAUCGAGCACAUCUUCAGCAACCUAUUGCCCCCGCUACUUGGUAUCCAGCUUAUGAGAAGCCAUGUCCUGACGACCGGCUUGUGGUUGACAUUUGUCAUUCAGGACACCAUCACUGGACACUCCGGCUAUCAUGUGCCUUUCUUGACCAGUAACGAGGCCCACGACUAUCAUCACAUGAAAUUCAACCAGUGCUAUGGAGUAUUUGGUUGGCUCGACUGGCUACACGGUUCCGAUGAUCAGUUCAGGGCGUCUCGUUACUAUCAAAGACAUCAAAUGCUCUUUAAUUACAAAUCGGCUCGCGAGAUUGUACCGGAUGAUAAAAAGAUUCGCUGAUUAUGCUGUUUCUUCCAUAAUAUUCCAACUAGUUGUAAAUAAACAAAGCUACCGCAGGCAGUAUACACGAUCAAAUGGCUUAUUGAGGUAAGAAACCGCGGUUAAAGUAUUAGCCGCAGUGAGCAAUCUGAUUGUCUUUAUAAUCGCCGUUUAUUGUUAAAUCAUAAGAAUGUACCGAUACUAUGAUCUGCCGCUGUGCACAAAACCGAAAUUAUAAAACUAUCCACUAAAAUUAGCUAUUACCGGCUUAUUGUGAGGGUAGGAUACGAUUUUAAUAUUUUAAUUAGUACGUACUUAUUAUUACCGACAUGGGCUCUUGAACUGAGAUUUUACAGAUUUUCAAAAAUAUGGAUGUGUCACAGCUUCAAAUUGAUCAAAUGAAAUAAUUCUUAUAAACUGCUGUUAUGUUGUUUGGCCAUUGCCACGUAUAAUCCAUUCUACACGAGUCAGCACACGGCAGCAAAUACCACAAAAUAAGUUGCACGGCACUAAGGCCAACAGACGAGGCAGCAGAGAAGCGGGCUAUGCAAAUCAACUAUUACUGGCUACUCGUGCAUGGAAAGCCUCAUUCAAAAUUUAUGUAUUCAUUAUCUAUCAUUGACCCGCACCUGACGAUGCAGGGACGCUACGUUGCAUCCAAACCAAGGUGCGUUCUCCCACUUCCAUCACCAUCUUCGCGGAUCGCGAGGAAGAUUCACUUUUCUUUUCGCUACUUUCUAUGCGGAAGAUCAAAAUGUAUCCGAUAAAAGUGGUGUGGUGCAUUAACGACCGUGUUUAGCCACUUUUUAUUUUACUGCACAUGUGGUACCCACCC
This is a messenger RNA of Anopheles darlingi, 1993 nucleotides long. Its product is annotated as fatty acid hydroxylase domain-containing protein 2-like. The record is from RefSeq and is a predicted model, not a curated record. Gene Ontology annotation, molecular function: C-4 methylsterol oxidase activity; iron ion binding. Bases 238 to 1179 code for a protein of 313 amino acids. The transcript has 4 exons. Lineage: Eukaryota; Metazoa; Arthropoda; Insecta; Diptera; Culicidae. Gene Ontology annotation, biological process: sterol biosynthetic process.